GGCGGGGCCCGGCCUGUUCAGAUGGUGGUCCAGGCUCGAGUCCUUAAAUACCUGCUGUUCAUGCGGCAGAGCGGUGAAGAGGGACAGACGCUGCUCAGUCUGCGUGUGGGGAAGAAGGAUCAGGAGACAGCGUUGGCGACGGCGUUGUCCGACAGCCUCUGGUUGGCCGGCCAGGAGGCCAGCGCCACUGUUACCUUGGUAACCGAAGACUACUGCGUCACGCCUCACCUGGACUACAAACUGGACAACUUCACAGAAAGGCUGCAGCUGUUCACAUUCAGCCAGAAAGAAGACACCAGGAAGUUCAUCCUGGAGCACAUUCACUGUUUUAAAGACGAUGGGAGUCACGGAGUCAUCCUGUUUCUCUACAGCCUGGUCUGCUCCCGGACCGUAGACAGGCUGGAGGAAGAUCUGGACUCCAGUACGUCUCACCUGCUGUACCGGAGUCUGGGGACCUUCGUCUGCUGCCAGGCGCUGCUGAACCUGCUGCUGACAGGACGGGCGAGUCCCAACGUCUUUAACGGGACGCUGCUGUUCGGGGAGGACGGGUGUCCUCUGCAGCGCCCUCUGCAGGGCAUCGCCUCAUGCUGUGAUGUCGGAUACUUACACUGGAGCAGAGAGGAGAUGGAGAGAGGCCGACUGCUACAGGUGGGCAGCAUGCUGAAGACUCCCGUGUUCCCCGUCUGGCUCUGCUGUAUCAACAGCAGCUACUCGGUGGUGUUCGGUCUGAACCGCUCGCUGCUCUCUGAUUGGAAGAUGGAGCACCUGUUCCACCUGUACUACUACAGCGGCCAGAGCUCGCAGACGACCACGGCCAGGCUGACUGUUGAUACUCACUCUCACCACUGGGAGGCGCCAGCAGACGGAGACCCGGAGAAAAGGUUCCCGUCUCUGGAGAUGACCAUCAGGACCAAGUGGGCCGGAGCCGCGGUCGACUGGAGCGACCACGCCCCUUUCUACUGAAGACCCGCCCAUUUCUACUGAUCACAUGACAGGGAGAGAUUGUCCAAUCAGCAGGCAGCUGACAGACUGAAUCUGU
Sander lucioperca (pikeperch) is the source of this 1039-nucleotide messenger RNA. Its product is annotated as inactive ubiquitin carboxyl-terminal hydrolase MINDY-4B-like. Lineage: Eukaryota; Metazoa; Chordata; Actinopteri; Perciformes; Percidae. Bases 22 to 963 code for a protein of 313 amino acids. Gene Ontology annotation, molecular function: cysteine-type deubiquitinase activity; K48-linked deubiquitinase activity. Gene Ontology annotation, biological process: protein K48-linked deubiquitination. The record is from RefSeq and is a predicted model, not a curated record. The transcript is spliced from 8 exons.